CUUCUGGGAUUAUAAAGUUCCCUUUUUUCCUAUUAUAUGCUUGAAACUCUCUCGCAUUUCAUUAGCUUGCUCUGAUUCUUGAACUUCCGUGUGUUAUUCUGCUUGUAAUUUUCAGGCUGCAAGUGGCCAUGGAAGUGAAGGAGUGUCAUCACCUGGAAGAACCACUUCUAACUAACAGUCAUAGUUUGUCUUUCUAUUCCAACGCUAAUUUUCUAAGUAAGCUCACUUUUUCAUGGAUGAGUCCUCUUCUCUACAUGGGGAGGCAGAAAAGAUUAGACCUUGAGGACAUUCCUGAACUGGCUAGUGGUGACAGAGUAAAUGGCGUUUUCUCAAUAUUUAGAGAGAAGCUUCAGCUCCACGGGAGUCUCAAUGCUCUUGCGCUAGCAAAGUCACUAAUUGCUUCUGCAUGGAGAGAAUUAUUACUCUCAGUUGUCUUCUCAGUGAUAUUCACUAUAUGCUCUUUUGUUGGUCCUUAUUUGAUUGAGUCCUUCGUUCAGUACCUUCAUGCUCAUCAAAAUCACUCCGUUAAGGGAUACAUUCUAGUUUCAAUCUUUCUCUUUGCGAAGCUUGUUGAGUGUCUUGCUCAAAGGCACUGGUUUUUUCGAGCGCAGAAGUUUGGGAUGAAGGCCCAUGCUGCAUUGGUAGCAAAGAUCUAUGAGAAGGGUCUAUCUUUGUCCAACAGAUCCACACAAUAUUAUGGUUGUGGAGAGAUUGUUAAUUUGAUGAGUGUAGAUGCUGAGAGGAUUGGACGUUUUUCGUGGUAUAUGAUUGAUUUCUGUCUUAUUCCGGUUCAAGUUGGAUUGGCUCUUGUUAUUCUAUACAACAAAUUGGGUUUUGCGUCCCUUGUAGCUUUAGCAGCCACUACAUUGGUCAUGACCACGAACAUUCCUUUUAGUAAGUUAGAGCAGAGUUUCCAAGAGAAAAUUAUGGAGUCGAAAGACAUGAGGAUGAAGACGACAUCUGAGAUCUUAAGAAACAUGAGAAUUCUUAAGUUUUAUGGGUGGGAAAUGAGAUUUUUGUCAAAGAUUAUAAAUUUAAGAGAGAAUGAAAUGAGUUGGCUGAGAAAAUUCCUAUAUACUGAGGUAAUAAUAACAUUUGUGUACUAUGGUGCUCCUAUAUUCGUCUCAUUGGCUACUUUCUCGGCUUGUGUGAUUAUGGGAACACCACUUGAAUCAGGGAAGGUCUUAUCAGCUCUUGCAACAUUUGGGAUACUUAAGGAUCCUAUAUAUAAUCUCCCUGACAUUAUAUCAAUGCUUGCACAGACUUUAGUUUCAAUUGAUAGAAUAUCUACAUUUCUUUCUUUGGAAGAAUGCCAGUUUAACUCGAUCGAGAUAAAUUCUGAAGUUGCAGCAGAGAUAAUUAGUAGCAAUUUCUCCUGGGAUCCUUCAUCUGAUAGACUCACAUUAAAAGAUAUCAAUUUGAGAGUUUUACAUGGCAUGAAGGUUGCAGUUUGUGGUGCUGUUGGUUCUGGAAAAUCUAGUUUACUAUCUUGCAUCCUUGGGGAAAUUCAGAUGUUGUCUGGUACCAUGAAGGUGUCUGGAAGUACAGCUUAUGUUGCUCAAUCACCAUGGAUACAGAGUGGCACUAUUGAGAGCAAUAUACUUUUUGGGAAAGAAAUAAAUAGGGACAAGUAUCAGUGUGUGAUAGAAGCAUGUGCAUUGACGAAAGAUUUGAAAAUGUUACCUUUUAUGGACAAGACAAUCAUUGGAGAGAGAGGUAUCAACUUGAGUGGUGGCCAGAAGCAAAGGAUACAGAUCGCACGAGCUUUGUAUCAGGAUUGUGAUAUCUAUCUAUUGGAUGAUCCAUUUAGUGCUGUUGAUGCCCAAACAGGAAACCAUCUCUUCAAGGAGUGUAUGCUAGGGCUUUUAGCCUCUAAAACUGUUAUCUAUGUGACACAUCAAAUGGAGUUUCUUCCAUCGGCUGACCUGAUCUUGGUUAUGAAGAUGGGAGAAUUUAUACAAACUGGAAAAUAUGAUGAUAUUCUUAAGUCGGGAUCAGAUUUCGCCGAACUGGUGAGCGCCCAUAAAAACACCUUGUCAAAAAUAGAUGAUGCACAAUUUCUGCAGAAGAAUUCAGAAGAUGGUUCAUAUUUUACAUCAAAAAGCAAAUGGAUUGAUUUUAAGAAGGUUGAAGGGGUGAGUGAAAUUAAUGAUGAUAAGGUUGGGCAGCUAGUUGAAGAAGAAGAAAGGCAAAGAGGGAAUGUUGGAGUGAAAGUUUAUUGGAUGUAUUUGACGGCUUUAUAUAAAGGAGCCCUUGUACCAUGCAUACUUAUAUCACAAACUUUCUUCCUAAUCCUUCAAAUUGGAAGCAAUUACUGGAUGACAAUGGCUGCUCCCAACUCAGAAGACUCGGGAACUCUUUUUUCUGGUUCCCUUCUCAUUCUUGUUUAUGCUGCUUUAGCUCUUGGGAGCUGUCUCUUUGUCUUCAUUAGAGCAAUGCUUGUUGCAAUUGUGGGAUACAAGACUGCAAAAUUGCUUUUUUAUGAAAUGCAUCAAUGCAUUAUCCGAGCCCCAAUGUCAUUCUUCGAUUCCACUCCUAGCGGGCGCAUUCUUAACAGGGCCUCAAAAGAUCAGAGUUCAGUGGAUCAAUCAAUACCUUUUCAAAUGGGAUUGGUGGGUUCUGCGGUUAUACAACUACUUGGAACUAUUGCUGUGAUGUCUCAGGUUGCUUGGGAAGUUUUCUUCAUUUUUGUUCCUCUGACUGCCCUGUGUGUCUGGUACCAGAAAUAUUACAUAACUACGGCGAGGGAAUUGACUCGGCUGGUAGGGGUUAUAAAUGCUCCAAUUAUUCAACAAUUUGCAGAAACCGUUUCAGGACUGGCAACAAUUAGGUGUUUCAACAAAGAAAAGUUGUUUUUGCACAGAAAUCUUCAGCUGAUUGAAUCAUACUUGAAACCAAAAUUUCACAAUGCUGCUGCUAUGGAGUGGCUUUGCUUCCGUUUGGAUCUGCUCUCUUCCCUAAUAUUUGCCUUCUGCCUUACAUUUUUAAUCUCUUUGCCACCAGGAGCUGUUAAUCCUGGGAUGGCCGGUUUAGCAGUGACAUAUGGGCUCAGUCUAAGCUCUCUCCUUGCGUGGGCAGUUUGGACGAAGUGCAAUCUCGAAAACGAAAUUAUAUCAGUGGAGAGAAUACUUCAGUACACUUGUAUUCCGAGCGAGGUAGCUUCUAUAGUUCAAUCAAACCAGCCAUCUCUAAGUUGGCCAAAGCAUGGAGAAGUGAACAUCACUGAUCUACAGAUUCGUUAUGCGCCGCAUCUUCCACCAGUGUUGAGAAAUCUAACAUGUACGUUUUACGGAGGAACGAAAACUGGAAUUGUGGGGCGAACGGGCAGUGGCAAAUCUACUCUUGUUCAAGCAAUCUUUCGCAUCAUUGAGCCUGUUGUAGGCAGAAUUGAUAUAGAUGGAAUCAAUAUAUCAAUCAUUUGUCUUCUCAAUCUAAGAACCAGGUUGAGCAUAAUUCCACAGGAUCCUACCAUGUUUGAGGGAUCCGUGCGGAGCAAUCUGGAUCCUCUUGAAGAGUAUACAGAUGAACAGAUAUGGGAGGCUCUUGACAAGUGCCAUCUUGGAGAAGAAAUUAGGAGAAAAAAGGAGAGGCUUGAUUCUCCAGUUGUUGAGAAUGGAGAGAAUUGGAGCGUUGGUCAGCGCCAGCUAUUUUGCCUUGGCAGGGUCUUGCUUCGAAAGAGUAAAAUCCUUGUUCUUGAUGAAGCCACAGCUUCUGUAGAUUCUGCAACAGACAGUCUAAUUCACGUUGCUCUUAAGCAAUAUUUUCCUAACUCCACAAUCAUCGUAAUAGCUCAUCGGAUAGCAACAGUUCUUGACAGUGACAUGGUUUUGCUGCUUGAUAAUGGCAGUGCUGUUGAGUAUGACUCUCCACUCAACCUGUUAGAUAACAAGGUUUCAGCAUUCUCGAAGCUCGUUGCCGAGUAUGCUUCAAGAAUGACAGUAUGAUGUUCUGUUGCUUGAAGUUGCUUACUUUUAAAGCUCCAUCCAUGUCAAGUUUUUCAAAGUUACUUGUAGAUGAGCUAGAGGUUUUCCUUGAGCUAUUAUAAAUAGUGUCUUCAAUAGUGCACAAAACCAUCUCCAUUUUAAUUAUCUUUUUGAUGAGGAAAAUUAUCAAAACAAAAUACUUGGAGUAGUUUUCUUGGGAAGUGUUUUGCGAGGUCACAGUACUUUGCCACUUCGGAGGUUGAUCUCUAAAACUUAUGUUGUAGUUGUCGUGAAGAUUCUAUCCCAAUUUUAAUAGGUAUUUCCAAAAAUUGAGAAUAGGCGCAUCACUAUCGAAAAAAAAUUGGUAUUUGGGUAAGCAUCUUCAAUGGAGGAAACUGGCAACUUUGUCUUGUCUAGUACAACACUGAAAGAAAAUAAAUGUCAAGAAAAUUGUAUUCCAUGCUCCUUGCUGUAACAUUGUAUUUUCUGAAUAAAUUUGUUUGAUGGUGACAUUUUC
Phalaenopsis equestris is the source of this 4440-nucleotide messenger RNA. Its product is annotated as ABC transporter C family member 3-like. Gene Ontology annotation, cellular component: plant-type vacuole; vacuolar membrane. NCBI's taxonomy places the organism in Eukaryota, Viridiplantae, Streptophyta, Magnoliopsida, Asparagales, Orchidaceae. Gene Ontology annotation, molecular function: ATP binding; ATP hydrolysis activity; ABC-type transporter activity. Gene Ontology annotation, biological process: transmembrane transport. The record is from RefSeq and is a predicted model, not a curated record. The coding region runs from base 129 to 3944 and encodes 1271 amino acids. The transcript has 10 exons.